This is a messenger RNA of Linum tenue, 941 nucleotides long. NCBI's taxonomy places the organism in Eukaryota, Viridiplantae, Streptophyta, Magnoliopsida, Malpighiales, Linaceae. The record is from the annotation of a GenBank genome assembly.
AUAAUUGCGACCCCUACCCCCGUCUUUCGUCCUCUUCCCUGAACCGCAGUAGCCCUUUCUUUCCGUCCUUCUUGCGAGAAAUAACGGCGGAGUACCGGAGCGGCGGAGCCGACUGGUGCGUGGAGGCGGAAAGGGCGGGCAGAACGCACCGGAGCCGACUGGCGACGGGAACCGCAACAAUGGCACAUAAAAGAAAUUUGAUGACGAUGAAGUUGAUUUUGAGAAAGUGGCUCAUGAGCAGUGGUUCAUGAGUGAUGAUGAAUGGAGAGAUUAUGUUGAAGAACAAUGCAUCGGGAUUAAAAGAUCGUGAUAUAAUUGAGCUGAACGUCAAGUUGGAUGAAAUGAAGGACAGCUACAGAAAGCUCCAGCAGGAGCUGGAUCAGUCACGGAAUGAUGAUAAGCUUGAAGAGCUCCAGAAGCAGAUUUACAUCAUGAAUCAGGAGAUGGAGAGUAACCAGAAGGCAGCAUUGGAGAAGGAAGACUGCCUUCUCGGGGACCUAUCUACGGCUAAUGAACUUGUUCGCUUAUACAAACGAAGAUCAAACACCUAUGCUGCGAGAGUUCGAGAAGCCAAGGCUACAAUUAAAGCUCUCACGGUAUUCAUACUGAAGAGCCUACUCCUGAAGCCUCCUUGUUCAACGAACUGCAGAAGCAAAUUAUGUCGAGAGAUGAGGAGGUAAGCAGCAGGGCAAGCGCUGCUGCAUGCCACAUGCACAAGGCUGUGCUGGAUAAGAUCGACCAGGAUCUCCGGAUCCAGUUCUCUCGGAGACUGGACGGCAUCGAAUUUUCAACUAAUUAUGUCGAUUGUUUCCUCGAUCGAUGUGCAAAUAGCUAUCACUAGGCAUCUCGUAUAUUCUAUAUCUAUUCACUCUUCCAAAUUUGAGAAUAUAAUAUUGGGUUAAACAUACAAUUAUCAAUAGCUAUCACUAGGCAUCUCGUAU